CUCGGCGAAGCCCACUCAAACCCAACCUACGGUGCCCUCAGCGACCACGAUUGUCGCGGCGCCAGAAGUGAACACAGAGGUUUGGUCCCCCAGUUUCUCUUGAAGUCGCUGCUAUGCAAUGAAUCCCCCAUGAUUACCAAAUUUGGAAUGUCUGGUGUAUCUAACAACCCUACAGGAUCAAGCCCAUAUGCAGAUGAUGCUCGCUAACACCUCAUCCACCGCGCUCACCUACAACGCUACCUACGAUGAUCUCUCCCGGCCGUCUCAAGGGCCCGUCAACCCCUUCAAACCUGCCGGACCAGCAAAUGGUCUCAAGCGCAAGAAUGUCCCGACCGGUUUCGCCGAAGAAGCGGCCAUCAGUGAGGCGACCUUCGCCGCGCAACACCGCACCUUCCAGAGUCUCGGCUACACGCGCAACCCAGGUCUCCCGGGCCAAUUUGUCGGCAAUCUCGAUAAUGCAGCCCAGUUCGGUGGCCGCGAUGUUAUUCAGAUGAAGCCCUCCAAGGAGGCCUCUGCAGCGCUGCGCGCCAAGCGGCAAAAGAAGGGCGACCCCAGCAUCGUUGAAGGUGAAGGUGCCUACCUCGGCCCAUGGGCGAAAUACCAACGCGAGGAGUUUUACGAGGAGGAGGCCGCUGACGAGGAUCGCGAACUCGCCAGCGAUGAGGAGUACGUCGAGGUGGAUGAAGAGGAGGACCUGGCCCCGUCAGCCAUGCCUGCCAUGAGCAAAGAAGCCACCGACUACCAAGACGACACGACCAAGGUCGAAUCCACCGAAUUCCACGGCACAGAGCAGUUCGACUACCUGGGCCGCACGUACAUGCACAUUCCUCAAGAUCUGGACAUCGACCUCCGCAAAGACCCCGGCAGCGUCAAGAACUUCAUCCCCAAGAAACUCAUUCAUACCUGGAAAUCGCACACCAAGGCCAUCACCUCUCUCCGCUUCUUCCCCCGCUCCGGCCACCUCCUCCUCUCCUCCGCCGCCGACGGCAAAGCCAAAAUCUGGGACGCCUACCACUCCCGCGAACUGCUACGCACUUUCUCCGGCCACUCCAAGGCCAUUACAGACACCGACUUCCACCCCAGCGGCACCACCUUCCUCACAGCCUCCUACGACCGCCAGAUCAAGCUCUGGGACACCGAAUACGGCAAAUGUCUCGGCCGCUUCAGCACAGGCAAGACCCCGCACGUCAUCCGCUUCAACCCAGGCGCCGAACACUCCCACGAAUUCCUGGCCGGUAUGUCCGACAAGAAGAUCGUGCAAUUCGACACCCGCUCCGGCGAACUGGUCCAAGAAUACGACCACCACCUGGCAGCCAUCAACACCAUCACCUUCGUCGACGACAACCGCCGCUUCAUCUCCACCUCCGACGACAAGUCCCUCCGCGCCUGGGAAUACGGCAUUCCCGUCCCCAUCAAAUUCAUCGCCGAACCAUACAUGUUCGCCCUCACCCGCGCCACCCCCCACCCCAACGGCAAAUACGUCGCCUUCCAAUCCGGCGAUAACCAGAUCGUCGUGUACGGCGCCACAGACAAGUUCCGCCAGAACCGGAAGAAGAGUUUCCGCGGCCACAACAAUGCCGGCUACGCCAUUGAUAUUAAGAUCUCCCCUGACGGACAGUUCAUUGCCUCCGGUGAUAGUGGCGGCUAUGUCUGCUUCUGGGAUUGGAAGACGGGUAAAAUGUACCAUAAGAUCCUGGCUGGUGGGAAGGAAGGUGGCGCGACUACUUGUCUCGAUUGGCAUCCGCAGGAAACUAGCAAGGUUGUUACGGGUGGGUUGGAUGGGUUGAUCAAGUAUUGGGAUUAGGGUUGUUUCGUUCGCUGUUUCUUUUCUGUAUAGGUGUUUUUGUGUGUUGUGUAAUAGAUAUAGUAUGCAUGAAAUGGGUUAUAACGGCUACAUGAUG
Aspergillus vadensis CBS 113365 is the source of this 1901-nucleotide messenger RNA. Its product is annotated as WD40 repeat domain-containing protein. Bases 188 to 1804 code for a protein of 538 amino acids. The transcript has a single exon. Gene Ontology annotation, cellular component: catalytic step 2 spliceosome. The record is from RefSeq and is a predicted model, not a curated record. NCBI's taxonomy places the organism in Eukaryota, Fungi, Ascomycota, Eurotiomycetes, Eurotiales, Aspergillaceae. Gene Ontology annotation, biological process: mRNA splicing, via spliceosome. Gene Ontology annotation, molecular function: protein binding; mRNA binding.